AUGUCGUUGUGGACAGGCCUCCGUAUCAUCAUCUUUGCCUCGCAGCAAGGCAGCCAGUACAACACAGCCGCGGUGGUGCUCUGCAUCGAGACUGUCAAGCUCCUGCUCGCAGCGCAGAUGUUUGUGUCAAGGGAUGGGACGUUCAGCGAGCUGCUCGCCCAGCUGAGCAAGCAUCGGGCUCUCCUGGCAAAGUACUUUGUGCCAGCCUUCCUCUACUGCAUCUACAACAAUCUUACCUUUACCGUCUUGUCGGUUGUCAAUCCGUCGACUUACGCCAUUCUGCAGCAGCUUAGGCUGGUGGUCACGGGAUUGCUCUACGAGCGGUGCCUCUCCAGGCGGCUCUCACGGAUGCAGUGGAUCGCCAUUGUCCUUCUCACCAUCGGCUGUAUGGUCAAGGAGGCCGACCAGUUCUCAACCAGCAGUAGUGUCUCGACGCGGACCACGCCUGUGACUAUGUAUCUGUUUAUCCUGCUGCAGAUCGCAUGCGCUGUCGCUGCAGGCGUCUACAACGAGGUCCUGCUCAAGGAAGAGACCGGGACAAGCAUCAAUUUGCAGAACGUGUGCAUGUAUCUCAACUCGAUCGUGUGCAACGUUUUGUUUAUGGCCCUCGGCUUUGGCCCCCGCAACAUCCGCCCGCUCUUCUCCUUCUCGGUCUUCCCCAUCAUCCUCACCUACGCCUCCAUCGGCAUUGUCACCUCGAUCUUCCUCAAGCACCUCAACUCGGUCCUCAAGACCAUCGCCUCAGCCCUUGAGCUCUACGCCACCGCUGCCACCGCCCUCCUCCUCUUCGGCACUCCCAUCGAUGGCUUUACGGUCAUCUCGCUCAUUCUCGUCUCAGGCGGCGUCUACAUCUACUCGGCUUUCCCCCCGGAUCCUAGCCCGCCUACACUCUCGCAGCCUGCCCGAAACGACGACGAUGCCGACGCCGUCCUCACGGCCGGCAAGGGCGAGGUCUCGGUCUGA
Molecule: messenger RNA, 963 nt
Organism: Thecamonas trahens ATCC 50062
Lineage: Eukaryota; Apusomonadida; Apusomonadidae
Product: cmp-sialic acid transporter
Exons: 3
Coding region: 1-963 (320 amino acids)
Biological process (GO): pyrimidine nucleotide-sugar transmembrane transport
Cellular component (GO): Golgi membrane
Molecular function (GO): UDP-galactose transmembrane transporter activity
Source: RefSeq, a predicted model, not a curated record